UUGGCAGACUCCAUGAAAAGAACAUACUUGCAAAUGACCCGGAAUUAUGUGGAUAUUCCAGAUUAUUGGGAAGAUAACCCUAUGCCCAAACCUGAUUUUAUGCGAGAAAAGAAUAAAAAACUUCUUGUACCAAAACAGUUAAAACAUAAAUCUGUCACGGAUAUUACCCUACGAAAGUAUCCAAAGCGAAACGUUUCUGCAAAAAAUUAUUUCGAAGAAGAAGAAACGACAAUCGAUCGUUAUGUUUUUUGUGAUAAUUGCGAGGAAGAUUAUCUGGAUUAUUGUUCGAAAUGCGGUAUGCUAGUUAUAUUAAAAGAUAAUCCGGUACCGAUGGGUGUCGAAAUGCGUGCAAUAAAAACAGUUCCUAAGGGAAUUUUGGAGGUUAGACCUUCGAAAAUUCACGGUUUAGGCGUUUUCGCAUUAAAAAUUGUGCAAAAAGGAAUACGUAUGGGUCCUUAUCAAGGAAAAGCGACGAAAUUAGACACUUUUAAAGGUUAUGCUUGGAAAUUGAGGGACGGGUAUUUAAUUGACGGUAGCGAUGAAAAAUAUUCGAAUUAUUUGCGUUAUGUUAAUUGUGCUCGUAACGUUUCGGAACAGAAUUUGAUAGCUUAUCAAUAUAAAAGGGAAUUGUACUAUAGAACGUCGAAAGAUAUAUUCCCGGGGGAAGAAUUGUUGAUUUAUUACGGUAAUAGUUUUGCCAAAAAUUUGGGUAUCAAUACGAAGAGUUAUUUCGAACCAAUUGAACAAAUAGACGAAAUUGCGUCGUUUUCUUGCAAAUACUGCCAUAUCGGAUUCACUAACGGGGGUUAUAGGGAUAAUCACGAGGUUAAAUGUAAAUUUAAUCCUGUAAGAACGAGAAAAGUUGACGAAUUUUUCAUUUGCAAAUAUUGCGAAUGUGGUUUGACCUCUAAGGAAUAUUUGGAGCAGCACGAAAAAUAUUGUAGACGCAGAUUCGAAGGGAAAAAAAAGGUGGAAGAUGUUGAAGAUAAGAAAAAACACAAAUGUACAUAUUGCGAUUAUAUGAGUAAAUCUAAGAGUUAUUUGAAGAGACAUGUUUUAAGUAAACACGAAAAAGAGAAUAUGAAUGAAAUUUUUUAUUGUAAUAUAUGUAGAUAUAAGGGUUAUUUCAAAAAUAAUCUUAAGAACCAUUCGAAAAUACACGAAGCGAGUAGAUUUUUGUGUGUUGAAUGUAAAAUUGUUUAUAGAACUAAGUUAGGUCUCGAUAAUCAUUUUGUUACGAAACAUCCUAACAAAGUUAAAAUUUUGACAAGGAAAAUAUUUCAAUGCGAAUAUUGCGCUUUUAAAACUGUCAUAAAAAGUAGCUUGGAAUACCACAAAUGUAUUAAAAAAUUGGAAAAACAAAUGGAUAUAAAAAAAGAAAACCUUUGUACUAAAUGUAAUUAUUCUACUAAUCGUAAAGGAGAUUUGAAUAAACAUUUACGAAUUCAUAAUAAUGAAAAACCGUUCAAAUGUCAACUUUGUCAGACAUUUUAUAUGAGAAAAAGAGAUAUGGACGCUCAUAUAUUAAAUAAGCACAAAAAUAAUUUAAUAUUAAUGCAAUCGAUUACUUAUAAAAUUCACAAAUGCCAAAUUUGUUUCUAUCAAACUGUGAAUAAGACAAACUUAAAAUGCCAUCUAAAAACCCAUCUCAAAACUAAAACCCAUAUUUAAAUCUGUUUUCAAUUACAAUUGACAAAUUUGCUUCGUUUUUUCAUCAAAUACUGUUAAUUUAAAUAAAAUAUCUUUUAAAUGCUACUAAAUAGUGAGAAAAAGGAUAAAAAUGUUAAUCAAAACAAUUGUUGCAAAUUUAGUUUAAAUUUUCACAUUUGAAUGGCAAAUAAAAAUUACUGUCUUAUAGUAUCUGCCUAUAUAUAAAAGCAUUACUAAAAAAAAUCCUUCAGAAAUAUCCAACACCCUCCCGAUUGAAAUAUCUAAUAAGUUCUAAAAACUUAUAAUAUUAACAGAAUUAUUCUAAAAAAUGUCUUAUGAUUAACUGUAAUUAUAAAUUAUAGUUUAAUACAUUCUAAUUGUUUUUUUUUAUAGUAAAAUAAUAUUAAUAUAAAUGCCCUAUUUUCGUUGGCAAUAGAUCAUUUAAAGCUCUUUGUGAGCCUUAGUUAAUGUUUUAGAUGUUUAUCAAUGUUUUUAUCACAAAUUUGUAUAAAAUGUUCAAAUAAAUGUAUUUGGAAUUUAUUAUUUGUUUAUUUACAAACCUUACACCCGAAUUAAUUGAUUCGAUUUUGUAUAAAAUUAAUUUAUUU
Molecule: messenger RNA, 2258 nt
Organism: Diorhabda sublineata
Lineage: Eukaryota; Metazoa; Arthropoda; Insecta; Coleoptera; Chrysomelidae
Product: histone-lysine N-methyltransferase PRDM9-like
Exons: 6
Coding region: 13-1671 (552 amino acids)
Cellular component (GO): nucleus
Molecular function (GO): protein binding
Source: RefSeq, a predicted model, not a curated record